AUGUCCUGGAACAUUACGAAGAAGCUGAAAGAGACUCAUUUAAGUGCCCUCUCCAACUUCUCCAGCUCCCUUGCUUCGAGCAAGGACAAAGAUGUCCUAACCCCAACUACUCCUACGGCGAGCAGUGCCAGUUCUGCAAAGGAAGGCGGCCCGGCUCCGGAUGUAAACACGUCGAAACCAGGCAUCCUCGUCGUCACUCUCUACGAAGGCCGAGGCUUUUCACUGCCAGAGCAACACCGAGAGGCCUUUGCUUCACACCACCGCACGAACAGUAGCACUGGGGGUGUUGCAGGCUCUACACAGCAAAACUCACUCGCCCAUACCUCGGUGACCAGGGCUAAUGGAUCUACCAGGCCGCAGACGUCAGGAGGUGGCUUCACAGGCAUCCCUACAAACCACGGACGGAUAUCCAGGAAAUACAUGCCCUAUGCACUGCUAGAUUUUGAUAAAUUGCAGGUCUUCAUCAACUCCAUCGACGGUAGUCCUGAGAACCCUGUCUGGGCUGGCUCCAGCACUCAGUACAAGUUCGAUGUAUCGCGCAUUGCCCAACUCACUGUUCACAUGUACCUUCGAAACCCGAACGCUGCACCUGGAGCCGGCCGGAGCCAGGAUAUAUUCUUAGGAGUUGCACAGAUUAGCCCUCAAUUUGACGGGCCGUACCGUGAGGUUGAAUGGAUCGACCUGCAGUACGGCACCGGUAAAAUUCAGAUUGGCUGGGAGUACGUUGAGACCCAGACGAAUAAGUUGAAUGUUGACGACUUUGAACUGCUCAAGGUCGUCGGUAAGGGUAGCUUUGGCAAAGUUAUGCAGGUUCGGAAGAAGGAUACCCAUCGUAUCUAUGCCAUGAAGAUUAUCCGAAAAGCAAAAAUCAUCUCCCGUCAAGAAGUGACCCACACUCUCGCUGAACGUUCCGUCCUCGCUCAGAUAAACAACCCAUUUAUUGUACCUCUAAAAUUCACAUUUCAGUCUCCGGAGAAGCUUUACUUCAUUCUAGCCUUCGUCAACGGAGGUGAAUUAUUCUACCACCUGACCAAGGAGCAGCGCUUUGAUAUCAAUCGUUCCCGCUUUUAUACCGCAGAGUUGUUAUGUGCUCUCGAAUGUCUUCAUGGUUUCAACGUCAUUUACCGUGACCUAAAGCCCGAGAAUAUUCUUUUGGACUACCAAGGCCACAUCGCUCUCUGCGACUUUGGACUCUGCAAGCUCGAAAUGAAAGACGAAGAUGAGACGCAUACGUUCUGCGGAACGCCCGAAUAUCUUGCUCCUGAGCUUCUCACUGGCAAUGGCUACAAUAAGACUGUCGAUUGGUGGACACUUGGCGUCUUGUUAUACGAGAUGCUUACGGGUCUUCCACCAUUUUACGCCGAAGAUACCAAUGAGAUGUACCGAAAGAUUCUAUCUGAUCCUCUCAAUUUUCCAAGUCAUGAUAUUGUUCCCGCCACUGCAAAAGACCUCCUUACCAAACUCCUCAACAGAGAUCCUGCUGAACGACUAGGGGCCAAUGGCUCAGCAGAAAUUAAAGCACAUCCAUUUUUCCACGCCAUUGACUGGAGGAAAUUGCUGCAACGUAAAUAUGAACCGGCUUUCAAGCCCAACGUGGUGGACGCACUUGAUACCGCCAACUUUGACGUUCAGUUCACAUCUGAGCCCGCCCAGGACUCCUUUGUGGACGACCCUGUCCUUUCUCAGACUAUGCAAAACCAGUUCGCAGGGUUUAGCUAUAACAGGCCUGUCGCUGGCUUGAAUGAUGCGGGUGGUAGUAUAAAAGACCCCUCAUUUAUAGACAAUGUGCAGGAUCGAAGCUGA
Messenger RNA from Microsporum canis CBS 113480, 1803 nucleotides. RefSeq names its product protein kinase. Gene Ontology annotation, biological process: protein phosphorylation. The record is from RefSeq and is a predicted model, not a curated record. The transcript has 3 exons. Gene Ontology annotation, molecular function: ATP binding; protein serine/threonine kinase activity. Lineage: Eukaryota; Fungi; Ascomycota; Eurotiomycetes; Onygenales; Arthrodermataceae. The coding region runs from base 1 to 1803 and encodes 600 amino acids.